UAUUAACAUUUACCAACCUUUCCUUCUUCUUCUUCCUAGCUCCAAACUUUAAACUCCCUCUCCCUAUUCCCUUUCUUCGCUUAUGUCCUACGUCAUUGACAUAGCAGAGACUUGUAUUAUUAUCACCAUCUCUUCUUAACUUCCAAGCCAUAAUAUUAUCGAUAUUCCAUGGCUUCUACAGAUUACGUAUCUCAAAAUCAUUUAUUGCUUAAGCCAAAAGAAGCCAGUUUGAUUGAGCUGAUUCGUCUAUUGUAUUCACCUGAAUUAAAAAAAAGAUGCUUCAUUGAGUGCUCGGAGGAAGAAGGAGAGCAAUCAAGAGACUUCCGUCGAAGAUGGAUAGUCUUCGUUUCGGUUGUGGCGCAGAAGCUCUUUCUUAUCCUGAAGGAACCUAUGGCUAUGGUUGGCGACGUGCUUGAGUCGUGGCUCAAUCUUCUAGCAGCCAACGGAGGCUUUCUUGCGCUCUUGAGAAACUAUUUCAGAGGAAACUUGGUGAGGCUGGAUCAAUCAUCAUCUGCAUCUAUAUUGGGACAUCUUGAUUGGCGAGUGGAGCUAGACAAGAACAUUGAACCUAACGACGAAAAGUAUAAAGGGUCUCUAUCCAUGAUGGCAGCCAAAUUGGCUUACGAGAAUGAAUACUUUAUUACUAGGAUAGUGCAAAAUCAUUGGAAGAUGCGAUUCUUGGGGUUCUACAACUUUUGGAAUUGUUACCUAGAGAAACAUUCAACACCAGCUUUCAUAUUUCAGGACAAAAUAAACGACCCUAAACUGAUCGCCGUAGCAUUCAGAGGCACCGACCCGUUUGACGCCGAUGCAUGGAGAACAGAUUUCGACAUCUCAUGGUACGAGCUCCAGAACGUCGGAAAGAUCCACAGAGGCUUCAUCAACGGCAUCGGCCUACAACAGGACAACACGUGGCCCGCCGAGCUAGAUGAUCAUGAUCAACAAGGCGUCAAUGGUGGUCAACAAAAUCGGUCCUUCGCUUACUACGAAAUCAAGAAAAUGUUGAAAGCUAUGUUGCAAGAGAACAAGGACGCCAAGUUCAUAGUGACGGGUCACAGCUUGGGCGGGGCGUGGGCGAUACUGUUUGUGGCGGGGCUCGCAAUCCACAACGAGGCCUUGUUGAUGGAUAGAUUGGAAGGGGUUUACACUUUUGGACAGCCUAGGGUUGGGGACGAGCACUUUGGAACUUUCAUGACAAAAAAACUGCAAGACUUUAAUGUCAAGUAUAGAAGGUACGUCUAUUGCAACGACCUUGUGCCGAGAAUACCUUAUGAUGACAAAACCCUAUUGUUUAAGCACUUUGGACCUUGCCUUUACUUCGAUAGCUACUACAAAGGGAAGGUUCUUUCCGAGGAGCCAAACAAGAACUACUUCUCUUUGGUAUGGUUGUUGCCAAAGUAUAUAAACGCAGUUUGGGAGUUGAUUAGGGGUUUCGUAAUACCAUUUAUAAAGGGUUCGGAUUAUAAGGAGAAUUGGCUUAUGAGAAUGCUAAGGGUUGUCGGUUUAGUUAUUCCGGGAUUAUCAGCUCAUAGUCCUCUUGAUUAUGUUAAUCUUACCCGACUGGGAUCGUUGCCCUCACUUCCAAGCCUCAAAUACCUAAUUCGUCAAGAAGAUUCGAAAGUUGAAUGAUGCAUGCAAUCUGUUGAACGUUUACGUAGAAUGAUCUAUAGGAAACCUUAUCCAAAAUAUUCCCAUUAAUGGGAAGUAACUUUUAUCAUUUACAGGAGAGAAUUAUUUGUAAUUUCAUUAGGUGCCAUUAUACAUGUAUACAUAUUUGAUUUUCUUUCCCA
Morus notabilis is the source of this 1790-nucleotide messenger RNA. RefSeq lists its product as uncharacterized. Gene Ontology annotation, molecular function: triacylglycerol lipase activity. The record is from RefSeq and is a predicted model, not a curated record. The transcript is spliced from 5 exons. Gene Ontology annotation, biological process: lipid metabolic process. Bases 169 to 1629 code for a protein of 486 amino acids. Lineage: Eukaryota; Viridiplantae; Streptophyta; Magnoliopsida; Rosales; Moraceae.